AUGGAUUCGUCUCUAAGUACACUGGGCCCGUCCCAUAAUCGUUCAAAAUCACCAGUUACUAAAAAAAUUCGUUUAUCCGAUAAUGAUAUUUCCGAAAUGUUCGAAGAACCAUUAUCGUCUGAUGAAGAGUUUUCCUAUGACUCGGGUACAGAUUUAGGUGAAGGUGAUUCGGCGGAAGAUGAUGUAGAUGAAGAGGUUUUGCAAACUAUGUCCGAAAUUGAAAAUGACAGCAUCGUCAGAGAGGUAAGUCCAUUGCGAUUAGAUGAUAUGGAUGAAAUGUCAAUGCAAAAUGAACUACAGGCGAACCACUUAAAAAAAACGCGUCACGUGCAAUAA
Molecule: messenger RNA, 336 nt
Organism: Macrosiphum euphorbiae (potato aphid)
Lineage: Eukaryota; Metazoa; Arthropoda; Insecta; Hemiptera; Aphididae
Source: the annotation of a GenBank genome assembly